UUAGCACAAUAUUAUUAUGGAUUCUCUUUUAGUCUCAAUUUAUUCAAUUGCCUUAAUCCUCUUAGGAGCUUAUCUAAUACUACGUCGGAGAUAUUCCUAUUGGGCAGACCGUGGUGUUUUGCACGAUAAACCGAAACUUAUUUUUGGCAAUAUUCGCGAGUUCGGACGUACCAAGGCCCUUUUUAUUAUUAUUCGGGAAUAUUAUAUGAAAUACAAAGGAAAAGCAAAAUAUGUUGGUUUUUAUCUAUUUAUACGACGUACAAUACUUAUACUUGAUUUGGAACUUAUAAAAAAUGUGCUUAUCAAGGAUUAUGAGUACUUUCCCAAUCGUGGAACUUAUUAUAAUGAGAAGGAUGAUCCGAUAUCAGCAAGUAUAAUGCAUUUGGAUUAUGAAAAAUGGCGAAAUAUGCGUGUUAAACUUACUCCGACAUUUACUUCGGGAAAAAUGAAAUUUAUGUUUCCAACUGUGGUUGAUGUUGCCACCCAAUUAGUUGAAGUUAUGAGAGAUGCACAUGAAUCCGGUUCAUUUGAAAUGGGUAUUGAGUUUGAAGAUAUAAUAGCACGAUAUGCAGUAGAUGUCAUCGGAAGUGUUGCUUUCGGUUUAAGUUGUAAUAGUCUCAAGAAUCCUGAAGCAGAAUUUAAAGUGAUGGGUGAAAAAGGUUUUCCUUGCAAACAUAAUUGGUUAGUGCACUCAUUUAUGAACUCAUAUCCGAAUUUAGCAAGAAAAUUAGGUGUGAAAUAUCAUUUCGAUGAUGUUGGAGAAUUUUUUUUACGAAUUGUUCGUGAAACUGUAACAUAUCGUGAGAAGACUGGAACACAACGAAAGGACUUCUUAAACCUGCUUAUAGAUUUAAAAAAUUCAGAUACGGCAGAUCCUAUAACUAUGGAACAGAUAACAGCACAAGCAUAUGUAUUUUUCACUGCCGGAUUUGAAACGAGUUCAUGUACAAUGAGUUUUUGUCUAUAUGAAUUGGCUCUGAAUCAAAUGGUGCAGAAUAAACUUAGAGAGGAAGUUAUGGAAGUACUUACACGUUAUGAAGGAAAAUUUACAUAUGAAGCAAUGAAUGAAAUGAAAUAUAUGGAAAAGGUUUAA
Molecule: messenger RNA, 1093 nt
Organism: Teleopsis dalmanni
Lineage: Eukaryota; Metazoa; Arthropoda; Insecta; Diptera; Diopsidae
Product: probable cytochrome P450 6a23
Exons: 2
Coding region: 17-1093 (358 amino acids)
Molecular function (GO): heme binding; iron ion binding; monooxygenase activity
Source: RefSeq, a predicted model, not a curated record